Messenger RNA from Limanda limanda (common dab), 4025 nucleotides. RefSeq names its product zinc finger DHHC-type palmitoyltransferase 14 (gene zdhhc14). Lineage: Eukaryota; Metazoa; Chordata; Actinopteri; Pleuronectiformes; Pleuronectidae. The coding region runs from base 484 to 1971 and encodes 495 amino acids. Gene Ontology annotation, cellular component: Golgi apparatus; endoplasmic reticulum. Gene Ontology annotation, molecular function: protein-cysteine S-palmitoyltransferase activity. The record is from RefSeq and is a predicted model, not a curated record. Gene Ontology annotation, biological process: protein targeting to membrane; peptidyl-L-cysteine S-palmitoylation. The transcript has 10 exons.
GUGGAUGGGGACUCACGGAGGGUUGUCCACCGGCCUUCCAGCUGCAACUUGUCUCCCUCUGUCCCGCGGUGGAGUGAUGCUGAUCCCCGGCGGCUGGUCGCGUUUCGCCGCUGUGAGACCCUCGGACCCUCGGCUGUGAGCUGGUGUUUCCUGCCGAGCAGCAGCGGGCGCUCAGGACGCUGGAGCCCGCCUGAGAGAAGCUCCCCGCCGCCGUGUGCUCGUUCUCUGGGUUCCCCCCUCUGGAUUUUUUAAAACCCAACUUCUUCUUCUUCGGCGACGAGCGGCUGUUUUUAAACCGUUUUGUUUCGCCAUUUCAACUACCAAGCAUGGUGUUCUUCUUCUCCGCUUCGCCCUCGGCUGGUAACACGCCCGGGUAAAGACAGGAGCAGCAAGGCGACAACACCCCGACACGACGACCACCUUCCCCUCGAGGCACAUCUGCCCCCGGAUUUAUUCAGCUGUGGAGAUUUUAAUCGGCCAUCGAUGCAUCUCGGGGUGUCUGAGUCCAUGAGAGAGUGCGAGUACAGUCAGAUCAGCACUCGCACCUCCACGCCAAUGGAGACCCCUUACAAGAAGAGGACCCCGAAGAAGAAGAAGUGGGAGUCCUUCCCGGGUCGGAAUAAGUUUUACUGCGAUGGCAGGAUUAUGAUGGCCAAGCAGACGGGGGUGUUCUACCUCACCCUCGUCCUCAUCCUGGUGACUUGUGGACUCUUCUUCACCUUCGAUUGUCAGUUCCUGGCGCUAGAGUUGACCCCGGCCAUCCCAGUCAUAGGAGGCGUGCUGUUUCUGUUUGUACUGGGGACACUGCUGCGAACCAGCUUCAGUGACCCGGGGGUGCUGCCCAGGGCCACCCCAGAUGAAGCAGCGGAUCUUGAGAGGCAAAUAGAUGUGGCUAAUGGUAGUACAGGCUACAGGCCUCCUCCCAGGACCAAGGAGGUGGUUAUCAACGGUCAGACAGUCAAACUGAAGUAUUGCUUCACCUGCAAGAUCUUCAGACCGCCACGUGCCUCCCACUGCAGCCUGUGUGACAACUGUGUGGAGCGGUUUGACCACCACUGUCCCUGGGUGGGAAACUGCGUGGGAAGGAGGAACUACCGUUUCUUCUACAUGUUCAUCCUGUCGCUGUCCUUCCUCACCAUCUUCAUCUUUGCCUUUGUCAUCACACACAUCAUUUUAAGCUCCCAUCAACAUGGGUUCCUCAAGGCACUUAAAGAGAGUCCUGCCAGUGUGCUGGAGGUGGUGGUGUGUUUCUUCUCCAUCUGGUCCAUAGUGGGCCUCUCAGGCUUCCAUACUUACCUGAUCAGCUCAAACCAGACCACCAAUGAAGAUAUAAAAGGUUCAUGGUCCUCUAAAAGAGGGAAGGACAACCAUAAUCCCUACAGCCACGGCAAUAUAUUCACCAACUGCUGUGCAGCGCUGUGUGGACCCCUGCCACCGAGUCUAAUUGACAGACGGGGUUUUAUCCAAUCAGGCACACCACAGCUGGCACCACCCACCAAUGGCAUCACUAUGUAUGGGGCCACCCAGUCUCAGCAGAGCCACAUGGUCGCCACCACCCCUCUCCUCCAGCAGCAGAGCAGCGAACCAGUCAUCCAGACGACCUCUCCCGAAAACGGAGUCUCUCUACCGGGCCGCAACUCCCUCAUCCUGUCCGGGCCAUGCACCUCGCUUCCCUUCGGACAGCCCACGCCUCCAACGUCGACCCCCAGCCUCAGCUGCCACGAGGCCACAGACAUGUUACCAAUCCACGGACACAGCCACACACACACACACAACCACAGCCACCCCCUUCAGGAGCAGGUGGCACACCACCACUAUCUCACUCCAGAGGAAGUGCCCUCGCCCCCAGGUAUGCUACCCUGCGGCAGCCCCCUUAGCCACACCAUGCAGGCCGGCUUCUACAACCCAGCCAGCCAGGACUCGCUACACGAGGACUCUGUCAGAGGCCUGGUAAAGCUCAGCUCCGUCUGACAAUGGAAUAUACACCCAUCCCCCUCCUGCACCUUUCCCCUAAAAACAUUCAUCCAACCCCUGAAACUGUGCCACUUUUGAACCACAUCUCCCCCUCCCUUUCUUCUCAGCAGGACAUGAGAUCUUGAGAAGAUACUAACUGGUUUAAAUUCAGCUGCUAGAAACUGUGGCAUGUGACUAAGUGAAACCAGUUGUCCUCAGCCAUUGUCUUGCCAAACCUCUCUGCUGGAACUGGAAGAUGGUUCCAUGUGUGACAACUCAGACAUACAAUUCUCUCCCUUUUUUUUGGUGUGUAUGUUUUAAAGUGCAAGGGAUCCCAUCCUCCAUCUUCCUGGAGACUGGACAGUGGAGCUUUGUGGCGAAUGUCCUUGAGCGAUGUCAAGCUAAAACAAGAAUCCAUGUUUUGACAGUAUAUAACAGUUCUUUGGUCAGAGAGCUGAAUGUCUGUCAGUGGAUCACACACCUGACUUUUUGUAAAACAAACUUUAGCCUAUUUGCCUGUUGCUGAUCGGACUUUUGUCUUUUGCCUUUUUUUCUUGGACAUUCUCAGCAGUGCAAUGGUUGAUGUCAUGUUGCAUAUCACCCUGCUUUUUAUCUGUUUAAAAAAAAAAGAAUAAGAGACUGUUGUACUGUACCAUGGUUAUUACAACACCUCUACAAAUUAUAUUUCCUGUGGAUAUUAAUAAAACACCAACUUUUUAUCAGAAAACAUUUGAUUAAUAUUGAGGUUUAGGAGGCAAAGUGCAGUAAGUGCUAAUGUGAGUCAUGUGGUGAUAGCAUUUCCUUAAAGUUCAUCUUGUGACCGAUGCCUGUGGCGAUUGGAACGUAAAAUAGAAGGAUUGGAAAAAAGGCCUGUCUGAAUGUUUCUAGACAUCUUUGGAUGCUCAAAGAAUGCACUGUAUCUUGAAUCUUGUAGAAGGUUAAGGCUUGAGGCCAUUUAUUCUUCCAUUCGUCCCGACGGUUCUGCUGCAGCUUUAGGCGCUAACUUUUGGACAGAGAUGUUAAAACUAAAAUGAAGACUCAAGUGUAGGGGCCUUAAAGAGGGAACUACUGCUUCGUUAUCCCCAAUUGAGAAAGUCUGGUGUUCACUGACAGGAGGUCGUUGGUGAAGGAGUCUGGGUAAUGCAAGGCGGUCAGUAAACAUUGAAUACUCUUCCACCACCUUGUGGCUGAGCACAAGUACCGCAGGUAAAUUCUCAAUGUCUGAACAAUCCAUCACACAAAAGCCAUGUAGACGCAUCAAACAGUAACACAUUUAUUUAUUAAAUCAUUUAUGAUAUAGGGAAGAUUUUUAAUACAUUUUUACAAUAAUUGCAAUAAACAAAGGGGAAAAAUCUCAAUUGCACUGGAAAAGAAAUGUCAGAUUUUUGGUUGCAUUUUUAAACCAGGGAGGUUUUUUUAAUUUGGAGAAUGAGAAUAGUGACACAAGCGAAGCAGGAUUCUAUUUUUGUCUACAGCUCACAUAAAGAUCGCAAAACAGCAUUUGUUAGGUUAUUAUAAAGAGUUUUAAUUGACCCUGUACUGCACUGUGCUUAAUUUCUGCUGCACUAAAACAUGAAUAGAUUUCAAUUUGUCAAGCUCACGCGGAGUUGUGUUAAAGAAUGCUGAGGAUAAAAAAAACUGAAGAAAAAUAAAUCAAGAACUGGGCAGAAUAUUGCAGGCGAAAAUUUUAAUAUUACAAUCCAUUUUUUUCAAAAAAUAAAAUAGUAAUCACAAAACAUUUUAUUAAAAAAUUAUUUCUUUAACUUAGCUGCACAAUAAAUUUGAUUUAUUGAGCUUUGCUCCAAAAGAAAUUAUAGGCCCAACAGUUUCAUUCAUUGUUUUAUAUUGCAGACUGUCAUGACAUUUAAACAAAGCCAGGAUUUGAGUGCUUAUUUACCCCAGAGUCAUAUUUAUGGUCACUUACAGAGUAACAAAAACUCUUUUGAGAUUUUGAGAAUGAAGUCUGAAAUUAAGGUUACGUGUCAUCAUGGUGGGGGAUUAUCAGACGAUCAACCAGUCACCUGUGUAAAAAUGAGGAAUGUGGAGCAUCUUGUCAAUGUACUUUAAUGUUU